Molecule: messenger RNA, 654 nt
Organism: Kwoniella botswanensis
Lineage: Eukaryota; Fungi; Basidiomycota; Tremellomycetes; Tremellales; Cryptococcaceae
Exons: 6
Coding region: 1-654 (217 amino acids)
Biological process (GO): mitotic spindle assembly checkpoint signaling
Cellular component (GO): cytoplasm; kinetochore; nucleoplasm
Source: RefSeq, a predicted model, not a curated record
AUGGCUCAGAAACAACGAACGAAUCAAGCUAUCACCCUCAAGGGGUCGACAGCGCUGGUCACAGAGUUCUUCGAGUACAGUGUGAAUAGCAUCCUUUAUCAACGAGGAGUUUACCCAAGUGAUGAUUUCCGAAUGGUCAAGAAAUAUGGUCUUCCAAUGCUUGUCACUGCGGAUGAUAAUUUGAAGGAAUACCUGACCACCAUCUUGUCCCAAGUACAGGAAUGGCUCCUCUCAUCAUCCAUCAACCGCCUAGUCCUAGCUAUCAAAUCCAUAGAAACGGGCGAAACCCUUGAACGAUGGCAAUUUGACAUUCACACAGACGAAUCAGCGAUAAAUAAUCCUUCUUUACCUGGCGGACCAUCGACAAAGGGCAAGAAAAAGGAAAAGACUGAGAAGGAAGUGCAAGGUGAAAUUAGAGAAAUUAUGAAGCAGAUUACGAGUAGUGUGACGUUUUUGCCUAUCUUAGAGGAGGAAUGCACUUUCACUCUUCUGGCAUAUACCAACGAUUCUCCGGAUCUACCUAUACCUGCUACGUGGGGAGAUGCCGACCCUCAUUUGAUCGAUAGAGGUAAAGUGGAACAAGUCAGAUUGAGAAGUUUUAGUACAAACGUGCAUUCGUUGGAAGCAAUGGUCGCUUAUCGAGUUGGAGAAUAA